Messenger RNA from Mya arenaria, 3235 nucleotides. Its product is annotated as ubiquitin-protein ligase E3B-like. The record is from RefSeq and is a predicted model, not a curated record. Gene Ontology annotation, molecular function: ubiquitin protein ligase activity. Lineage: Eukaryota; Metazoa; Mollusca; Bivalvia; Myida; Myidae. The transcript is spliced from 19 exons. Gene Ontology annotation, biological process: ubiquitin-dependent protein catabolic process; protein polyubiquitination.
AUGUGUAAGUGUGGGUUUGUGCAUUACGCCAUCCAGUGCCUGACCCUACUGAUAACAAACCGAGUAUUCAAGAGGUCUCUGGAUUUGUUGACCAAUGAGCAGAGUACUCGUAUUAUCUUCAACUCCCUCGAAGGAAACUAUGACUUAUGUUUGCUGGCGAACAUGAUUCAUCUUGGUUACUCCGAACUCGAAGGACUUGUAGAAAAUACAACCAGUUUUAUGACAGUGCCGAUGCGUUUGCUGGACAAAUGUAAGCACUAUGUCCAGAACAAGAGGUCCAACCUAACCCACUGGCAUCCGGUACUUGGAUGGUUCUCCCAAAAUACCGACCAUGGGUUACAUGAAGCAAUGCCAUUCGUUGUAAAGCAGCUGCAGAUCCUGUGGUGUAACAAGAUGAUCCGGCUCCUCUUUCUCGAGCUGAUUGAGUAUGUGGACCAUGCUCGAUCAGUAGAACUUGCCAGGAACACUGGUAAAGAGAAAGGGAUUAUAAAGAAAGCCCUGGACAAGGCAUCCUCGAGGAAUGCUGUGUCCAAGGUGCGUGUGGACAGCGGGAUCUGUGUAGCGACGUGCCUGCCAUGUGUUCUCUACCAGUCUGCUAUAACAACUCUCUCACAACUCAGGCUCGACAUCAUCAGUGGUCUGAGCUACCAUGAGAUCCUGCUGCGGUACUUGUGGCGGUUCCUGAGUGACCUUGGCCCUGUGUGUGGCCUCAAGGUGUUCCUCGACCUCCUCACUUCCGCCCCAGACUCUACCAUACACCCUGUAUUCUCCAUGCUAACACUCUUCUGUGAGACUGCAGCCAACUACAUAUGCACAUUGGACCAGAUAGAGAUGUUUGAGCAGCAGAAGAUGUUUACAGUGGAUGAUUACAUCCGCAUGUCAGAGUUCCUUAAUCUGUUUGUCUUCAGGACCAUAUGGGGUGGUCUUAUCUCGUUAAGCAGUGCGGUGACGAGCGAGUUGUUCAUCAGUGCGCAAGCUCUCCUUAUGAUUCUUUACGAGAGGGAUAGUCGCCACAGAUUUACCCAACCCAACCACUGGCUUAUUAAGGACAUUAAGCCAAGCAGUUUUCUCGCUGAACUGGAAAGGGGAAAGAAGACCGCGCAGUAUAUAAUGCAGAAAAUCCCCCAUAUUAUACCAUUUUCAGAGCGUGUGAAGAUAUUCCGGAGGUAUGUUCAGAAGGAGAGGGAGACACUUGGCCUGUGUGAGUCCGCUAGUGCCACGCCCCAGUCGACGCUCAUCACAGUACACCGGAGCAGGAUCGUAGAGGAUGGUUAUCGGCAGUUGGCCCAGCAGCCAGCACGAAGUAUGAAAGGCCUGAUUCGUGUCAGGUUCAUUAACGAACAAGGUCUCGAUGAGGCCGGGAUUGACCAGGAUGGGGUUUUUAAGGAAUUUCUCGAGGAAACCAUCAACAGAGUAUUUGACCCCUCACUCAACCUUUUCAAAGUCACGAGCGAGCAGAAGCUGUUCCCCUCCUCGACUUCCUACAUCCAGGAGAACCACCUCCACCUCUUUGAAUUUGUUGGCAAAAUGCUUGCAAAGGCUGUUUACGAGGGGAUCAUAGUGUAGGUUCCGUUUGCGCCGUUCUUCUUGACCCAGAUCCUUGGGCAUGGCACGAGCUCCACGUACAGCAGCCUGGAUGAGCUGCCCUCUCUCGACCCUGACCUGGCUAAGAACUUGUCCUACACAAAGCAUUAUGAUGGCGAUAUCAGUGACCUUGACCUGACUUUUUGUUAUGAUGAGGACAUUAUGGGCCGCGUGGAAACGCAUGAACUUGUACCUGGAGGCAAGGCUAUCCCUGUUACCAAUGACAACAAGAUUCGUUAUGUACAUCUGAUGGCGCACUUUCGAAUGUACCGGCAGAUCCGAGAGCAGACCCUGGCCUUCAUACGAGGCUUCAAGUCCCUCGUGAAUGCCGAAUGGCUUAACAUGUUCUCUUCACCAGAACUCCAGAAACUCAUGUCUGGGGAUACAGCAGACAUGGACAUAUCAGACCUCAGAAAACACACCCAGUACUAUGGAGGCUACCACAAUAACCACAAGGUGAUUAACUGGCUCUGGGAUGUAUUGGAAAAAGAUUUUAAUCCCAAAGACCGAGCGGCCUUCUUAAAGUUUGUAACUAGCUGCUCCAAGUCACCUCUGCUGGGGUUUGCCCAUCUAGAGCCCCCAUUUUCCAUCCGCUGUGUGGAAGUCAGUGAUGAUCAGGACACCGGGGACACAGUGGGAAGUGUUCUGAAGGGGUUUUUCAACAUACGGAAACGUGAGCCGGUGGGUCGGCUCCCGACCUCCUCAACCUGCUUUAACCUUCUUAAAUUACCCAACUACCAGAAAAAAGCUACCUUGAGGGAGAAACUCAAGUAUGCAAUCCACUCAAACACAGGAUUUGAACUCUCGUGAAAAUACAUUUUGUAUCCACUUAAGCUACGGAUUCAAACUCCCAGAUUCAAACUCCCGGAUUCACACUUCUCGAUUCAAACUCUCUUGAAUACAUGUUAGUAUGUCAUUCGAUUCAACUAUGGAUUCACACUAUAGGAUUCGAAUCUCAUGAACACAUGUUAGUAUGUCAUUUGAUUCAACUAUGGAUUCACACUAUAGGAUCCAAACUCUCAUGAACACAUGUUAGUAUGUCAUUCGAUUCAACUACGGAUUCAAUCUCUUAUGAAUACAUGUUGGGAUGCCUUUCGCUUCAACAGAUUCAUGCUGUCAAAUUCGAACUCUAAUGAACACGUAUACAUGUAAGUGUGUAAUCCCCUCUAACACCAGGUUCAUUCGCCCAGGUUCAAACUCCCAUGAAUACCUAUAAGUAAGAAAUUCACUCAAACACAGGUUUUGAAGUUCCUGGAUAAAAACUCUAGUGAAUAUCUACACACAAAAAACAGAUGAACCGCCUUACCUGAUGUGGGCUUGACAAUAUGGAUUUGAGCUCUCAUUGAUAUUAAGUGUGCUGUGAAGUUCAUAACUGGCUUUAAGCUCUGAUAUUUACAUUGCCUUAUGCAGUGUUUUUAAAUAGGGCAGGUUGCUGCAGAAGAGAGAGAAGGGAAGAAAGGGCAUGAUAUCGGGCUGUGACAAACUUAUUAUGAAAUUUACAGAAUCUUUUAGGAAUUGUGUUCAAUUGAAGAAGUAUUAGUUUUCAACUGAGCUCAAAGCUUUGAGCUUUGACUUUAACAUUGCCUUAUGCAGUGUUUUUUUUUAAAAAGAGCAGGUUGCUGCAGAAGAGAGGAGAAGGGAAAAAAGGGCA